Molecule: messenger RNA, 4531 nt
Organism: Astyanax mexicanus (Mexican tetra)
Lineage: Eukaryota; Metazoa; Chordata; Actinopteri; Characiformes; Acestrorhamphidae
Gene: dram2b
Product: DNA-damage regulated autophagy modulator 2b
Exons: 9
Coding region: 277-1089 (270 amino acids)
Biological process (GO): photoreceptor cell maintenance; regulation of autophagy
Cellular component (GO): lysosome
Source: RefSeq, a predicted model, not a curated record
GCUGAUAGGAAGUGGACAGACAGAUCUCACAGUGAGGCAGGAAAAGUCUGAUCUCCCUUUGAUCUUCUUCUUCAGGUGAGACAGGAUGACCCCGCCAGGGCACGGAACCCCCGGAUGACGUCUGCAGCCCCCUGAAUAGAGAAAAGCUGUCGAUUUAUUGUUCAGACUGGGAGUGCUGGGAGAUCUGGGUGUCCAGAGACGGGUUAUUUGGAAUUUGGAGACUUGACUGGACUGUACUUUAAGGAUCUGGUGUGUGUGCAUGUGUGUGUGUGAGAGAUGUGGUGGUUUCAGGAGGGGAUGUGUUUUCUGCCCGUGCUGCUGGUCUGUUGGACAGCGGCCACAUUUAUCUUCGCCUACAUCACAGCCAUCAGUCUGAGACAUGUCGACCCGUUCGUCCCGUACAUCAGUGACACUGGCACAGUGGCUCCUGAGAGGUGUGUGUUCGGGCUCAUGCUGAAUGUGUCUGCGUUUCUCGGUAUUGCCACCAUGUAUGUGCGCUAUAAGCAGGUGCAGGCGCUGACGACUCUGGAUCAGAAGCGUGUUCACCUGCUGAACUCCGCUGGCUUCGUGCUGGGCUGCACCAGCUCCGUCGGCAUGUGCGUGGUGGCAAACUUCCAGAAAACGACACUGUUCUCUAUGCACCUGGUGGGGGCGGUGUUGACGUUCGGAGUGGGGGCGCUGUACGUCCUGGUCCAGACCCUGCUGUCCUUCAGCAUGCAGCCGCACAUCCACGGCAAGAACAUAUUCUGGACACGACUGACCCUCUGCUUCUGGACCUUCAGCAGCAUCAUCAGCAUGUUCGUGUCUUCUCUGAUUAUGUACAGCAGUUUACCUGGAGUGGACGUCCCCAAAAAACUGCACUGGGAGCCCACUGACCCGGGUUAUGCGGCCCACAUGGCCAGUACAGUAUCAGAGUGGUCUCUGGCCUUUUCCUUCAUCAGCUUCUUCCUCACCUACAUCAGAGACUUCAAAAAGAUCAAUCUGAGAGCGGAAGCAGACCUUCAGAGCAGCACCCUGCAUGACUCCGCCCACCACACCUACACACACACACCUGGGGAGACAUCACCAUUGCUCGCAGGGUCCAUCUGAAACACACACACACACUCACACACACACACACACAGAUACGAUCCUGUUCUGAAUUCCUUUCAGGUAUUUUUGAAGAUUUUGAAGGAUUUCUGUGGAUUCCGUCUCACUUUAGUACUUUCUUGAAUUCUUGUAUUUUUAAUACUUAAAGCAGCUAACAGAUCAAUGUUUGUGUUUAUUUUUUUAAUUAACCAUUAAAUCGCUGCCCUGCAAAUGGUCCUAACCUUUUAUAAUGAAGAGAACAACAAAAAUGACUCAGAAAUAUGGUACAUUACAUAAAUGAAAGGGCUCAUAUCCUGGAAAAACAGAUUCUCAGUUUAAGAUCAUUGGCGAAAGUGAUGUUCACUCUCUGGUAUAGAGUAUAGUCUGUAACUGUUGUUCUCAAACUGUGGCGCAUGUACCGCUGUUUGUACACAAAGCAUCUUAGGGUACUACACCAGAUACCAGAUGCAUACAAAAAAUGUGAAGGAUUAAAAUGUAGAACGUUUUAAAUUGUAAUUUUCUAAACUUCAGAUUUGUUUAAUAUGUAAUCCAGUAGUAAGACCUUAUAGAUAACCCCACACUUAGUUAUUUACUCGCUUAACUACAGUUCUAUCUAUAGACCUAAAAGAUUUGAACCCUGUGGAGAAUUUUCCACAAUUUCCUACUAUUUUUACUUUGGGUUUAAUAGUUUAAUGACUAACAUAGGGUUCAAACGGGUGGCAAUAGAUACUGUAGUUCACUACAAUGCAUUGCACUCUUUUUAUUUCCCUCUGUUAUUUCUAGGGGUGUGAAAAUAUAUCAAUAUUGCGAUAAAUCGUUUCGAUACGUGGUGCCAAAUAUAAUAUAUAUAUUUAUUGAAACAUAGACACUCUAUACUCCCUCGCCCCUUAAUCUGACUUACUAAAGUGACUGCCUCAUUACUCCACAUGAUGGCGCUAUAAUCAAUUGAAUAGGGUGAAUUUUGUAAUUUGGAGAUAUGCAGUCUAAAAAAAAGUUAGAAAACCACUUACUGUACUAUGUACUAAUAUGCCUCAAAUACUGCCUCAUUUCUGUGUUCUUCACAAAAUUAAUAUUCAUAUAUAUAUAUACUCAUAUAUACAGGGAUACUUACAAACUAUAUUUACAUAUAUUAAAUCAGUCUGUCUCCAUCUAUUACACUGACAGAAGUUUAGCUUCUUGCAUUGAGCUUAAAGCAGUUAACAGCCUGGGCUGGAAAGAGGUGUAAAAAUGUUUGUGUAAAAUACAUGUUUGUGAAUGACAUAAGCUGCAGAUUUAAAACACUCAAAACUACACAUAAAAAAAACAAUGGAAGCUCUUUUCCAUCACUUAAAAUAAGGAAAAAAUAAUCUGGCCUUUUUUUCAUAGUUAACUGAGAUACAAAGUCAUAAUUUUGAAAUACUUUUAAUUACUUUUGAGAUACUAAGUCAUUAUUUUAAGAUAGUAUCUGAUCAUUUUGAGAUAUGAAUCAAACUUUUGAGAUACUAAGUUGUUAUUUGAAGAGACCAAGUCUUUAUUUUGUCUGAUCAUUUUGAGAUAUAAAGUCAUUAGUUUGAUAUAUUAAGUCAUUUUAAGGUAUUAAGCCAUUAUUUUGGGAUAUGAAGUCAAUUUUAAGAUACGAAGUCAUUAUUUGAGAUAGUAUCAUAUAAUUUUGAGAUAGUAUCGUAUCAUUUUGAGAUAUGAAGUCAUGAUUUUGAGAUACUAAGUCAUUAUUUUGAGAUAGUAUCAUAUCAUUUUGAGAUAUGAAGUCAUGAUUUUGAGAUACUAAGUCAUUAUUUUGAGAUAGUAUCAUAUCAUUUUGAGAUAUGAAGUCAUGAUUUUGAGAUACUAAGUCAUUAUUUUGAGAUAGUAUCAUAUCAUUUUGAGAUAUGAAGUCAUGAUUUUGAGAUACUAAGUCAUUAUUUUGAGAUAGUAUCGUAUCAUUUUGAGAUAUGAAGUCAAUUUUGAGAUACUAAGUCAUUAUUUUGAGAUAGUAUCAUAUCAUUUUGAGAUAUGAAGUCAAUUUUGAGAUACUAAGUCAUUAUUUUGAGAUAGCAUCGUAUCAUUUUGAGAUAUGAAGUCAUGAUUUUGAGAUACUAUCGUAUCAUUUUGAGAAAUGAAGUCGUAAUUUUGAGAUGAUUUUGAGAUUUUGAUACUUUUACAUUAUUUUAAAAUAUUAAGUCAUUAUUUUAAGAUGAUAUUUUGAGAUUCUGAUAUAUGAAUCAUAAUUUUGAUAUACUAAGUGAUUAUUUUAAGAUAGCGUCUUAUUGUUUUGAGGUAUCAAGUCAUAAUUUUGAGAUACUUUCUCAUUAUUUUAUGAUACUAAAUCAUUAUUUUAUCUGAUCAUUUUGAGAUAUGAACUAAUUAUUUUGAGAUUUUUGAGUCAUUUGAGGCUAUCUUAUUUUUAUUUUGUAAUAUAUUUUUUAUGUCUUCAGUGAAUCCUUUCUUUAGUGAAAUAUCUUCUGCACAAUCUACAGUUAUCUCAACAUAAUGAGAUAGCGUCUCAAAAUAAUGACUUCGCAAUAGCACUAUACUUAAUAAUAGAAACAUAAAUACGUGCUGCAGUUUUAUUUGUAUUUUAAGUGGUGGGAAUGGGCUUCCACAAACUACCACUAUUUAAGGAUUUUCCCACUUGAACACUUUAUACUCAUUCCAGCAGGUGGCGCUAUUAACUAAAGACUGAUCUCACAUGGUGAUUAAUGAGCAUCACACCUAUUAACCUAUUCAGCUGUUUUAAAAUGAAAAAUAGAAAUGUGUUAUUAUUAUUAACUCAGAGGGUGUAUUUUAUUUUAUUUUAUUUUAUUUUAUCGCAGCCUGAGCCUGACUGAACCUGAGAUUUAAUCGCUGUAUCACUCUGAGUUAUUAUUCUACACUUUAAUAAGAAGUUUUAUUUUCACUGUAUGCAGCUGUUGUGUUUUAUUUCUGUUCAUAUUUGAAGGUUUUAUGUUAAAUUCAGUAUUUUGUGCUUUAAAGACAGAAGCUUUGUCUUUAUGGGUUGGUUCCAAUUAAUAAAAUCAUCUAGAAUAGUUUAAUCAUCUUUUAAUUUGUAUUUAAGACUGUUUAAGGACAGCUGACAAUAUUAACAGUGAAUAAAAGUGAUAAGCUAAAUGCUAAGGCUGUGUUCACAUUAUCAGUCUGAAGUUACUCAAAUCUGAUUUUUUCAGGGCAGUGUGGUUGUACAUCAUAAGUUACAUAAGAUUCUUGGUUAUGUAACGUGGAUCUUGAGUAAUUUUACCUCUACACAGGAAGAACAGGUGUACACAGGUACACACAGGUGUUGAUCAGAAAAACAAGUUUACCACCAGGAAGCACCACUUAAAAACUCUGAAGUCAGACACAUUAAAAUGAUUGAUGCAGCACAAGCCAGACAUUUAAUUAACGCUAAGAAAUAUUAAUGUAUGUUUUGCAUGUUAAUUUUAUUAGCAACAUUAUUUUCAAGCAGCAGAUUCAUAAGCAUUAAAAUAAAUAAAUCAUUUUUUAAAAAGCU